This is a messenger RNA of Toxotes jaculatrix (banded archerfish), 738 nucleotides long. RefSeq names its product small integral membrane protein 20 (gene smim20). Lineage: Eukaryota; Metazoa; Chordata; Actinopteri; Toxotidae. The transcript has 3 exons. The record is from RefSeq and is a predicted model, not a curated record. Gene Ontology annotation, cellular component: mitochondrial inner membrane. The coding region runs from base 98 to 307 and encodes 69 amino acids. Gene Ontology annotation, biological process: mitochondrial respiratory chain complex IV assembly.
GACCGCCGGUGACCCAUACCCCGGAAGUAAUCGUUGUAAACACCGUGCACGUUUGGAGGUGAAAGCGUAUCCUCCCGUUAAAAAAAAAAAAAAAAACAUGUCAAAAAACACGAGAAUCGCAUUAGUAUUCGGGGGGUUUAUAACGGCGGUUGCCGCAGCGUUUUACCCCAUAUUCUUCUACCCGCUCACGCACAAAGAGGAGUACAGAGAAGUGCAAAAGGUGAACCGGGCAGGAAUCAACCAGGCAGAUGUUCAACCCGCCGGUGUGAAGAUAUGGUCCGAUCCGUUCAAGGCUGCCGGCAAAUGAAGACCAGUGACUCCUGACCAUCACUAAUUCCAGAUGCUGAUGGCGAGCUGCUUUUUUGACGAGUGCUUGGUGUGCGCGUGAGUGAACGAAUGAUUUCCAGAAUUUGUUUGGUUGUUGAGUGAUUCCUUAUCCUAUAAAUAAAGUUUAAAGUUCUAAAAACUUAAACAUGAUUUCAGACUACUGUAAUAUAUUUUGUUUAAAGGCAAAAAAAGAGGGCACAAAUGUGCUUUCUACCCCCAGUUCACCUGACAUGCUGGUUGUCAUUUGUCCACAAGGGGGCACACCAUGCCUGCCUAUUAAAACAGAAAGCAUUGAACUGUGUUGAUUUGUUUGUGCAUCUAAGAUAUUUUGGAAAAACGUUUGUAUUUCCAAAAAUCUUGCUCUGGUAUGCAGCCUGUAGGAAAUUAUAAUAAAAUACAGUGGUUUGUUUA